Molecule: messenger RNA, 12218 nt
Organism: Haplochromis burtoni (Burton's mouthbrooder)
Lineage: Eukaryota; Metazoa; Chordata; Actinopteri; Cichliformes; Cichlidae
Gene: agap1
Product: ArfGAP with GTPase domain, ankyrin repeat and PH domain 1
Exons: 19
Coding region: 3951-7529 (1192 amino acids)
Cellular component (GO): nucleus
Molecular function (GO): GTP binding; GTPase activator activity; protein binding
Source: RefSeq, a predicted model, not a curated record
GUCUUUGUUUGCUUUCUGCUGCAGAUUUUACCUUUUAAGAGGGAGGGCGCCCUCACAGGGAGAGCGCCUCACUGUGUUUGUACCAGUUAGUGAGCCAGCAACCCUAAAGCCUUUAAAACCUAUUAAUUUGAAAGCUGCAUUAGUUUCUGGACUUGAUUUUCUUCCUCAUUAAAGUCUUAGAAACUCACGUAAGUGUUCUACGGUUAGAAAAUUAUAUAUUAUGGAAGAAAAACCGGUGAGUUAGGUUUGGGUUAAAAUGCAUCGGUUGCCAUGUCUUUUAAAGAUUGGUUGCCAUGAGGACCCCUCCAAAGACGUUCUAUUCUGCGCACAAAAUAUCUGAAUAUGUGGAUUAAGGUUGUGGAGCAUCAGUCUAAAUGGAGAAGCUCAAUUCUGCUGCUUGUAUCCUCGACCUGAUGGGCGAGGGAAGGACUGUAGAUCGACCAAUAAGUCGACAGAUUCAGCUCCAUCUUCACCACAACAGAUUACUACACUAAUAUACUUACUGUUGAAAUACACUACUUACACAUUUGUGCUCAUGGACCCAAAAAACGUGACGUUUUGUGUCCAUGAACUGAAGCUCUCAUGUCCAGACAAAGGUCUGACUUCAUGGUUGCCCGAUUGGACGAAUAAAUUGAUUGCAGGUGUUGAGCUGAGCUGUACACAGACUCCAGGACACAGACUGUCCCUCAGGACAAGUCGCUGUUUUUUUUUCCGGUUUGAGAACCAUACCUUCAGAAACACGAGGACUCGCUGACAAACAUGCAGAGGACGGUUUUCAUGUCUCCACCUGCCGUGACAGACUCCCCCGCCGGAGUCAGGAGCUGCAUUGGUGGCUGUGACAUCACUCAAGUUAUCUCACGUCUGAGUCCGAGGCUGUUGCGGGAUGAAAGGCUGCGAGGUGUGUUUGAUGUCACGGAGGUGCAGCGUGCGUUGGCGUGUAAUUUGCCAUCUCGGCGUGGAGUUUGCUUCCACCAUCCCCCUCCUCACCUUGAUGCACAAUGUUUCCAGCUUCGUGUGACAACUGCAGCCUUUACCCAUCUCCGUCCAGCUGUUUCCACCUGUGCUUGAGCGGCAGCGACCCUCUGCGUACUUCUGUCGUCAGGUGGAGGUGCGUUUGAUGUUCAGUGUCUCGUUUGUGGGGGGGAGAGCACAUUAACUACCUUUAUGUGCUUCCCAACCGAAAAGUGGAAGGAGAAAGUUGCCCUCAGCUGCUCGUCUAAUCUCGAUUAAUCCCACUAAUCAUCCACCCGGCGUCAGAGGCCGAGGCCUGAUGGUGAGGAAGAGGAGGGUGAGUUAAUCCUCCCCCGCACUCCUCCUCCUCGGAGAUGAAGGGAGGCACUUCAGAGAUGAGAAGUCGUGAUGAAAGAAAGCGCUGAGAGAACAAGUUUCCACUCAGGAUUUCGCUUUAAUUUAGAAACUGAUCAAAGAGGCGCAGGUCACGUGACAAACAGCAACCGCAGACCCAUUUCUCACUUCCACCUUAAAUAUUUCAAAGUUGGAGCGGUGAUGAAGCUGCACAUGCUCAUAGUGACACUGGGUCUAAACACAAGAGGACCCCCCUAAACACAGCAUAUGUGUAAUCUUUGCUGUGAGGUACCUGAAGGUAAACAAUGUUUUUAAGGUGGAUUUAUUCUUUCAAUCUGCUCUUUAACAGCCCAGAAGCCCGCAGCUUCAUAAUGUUCCAGUGUGCAGAUCUAAGGAAGCCACUUUUCCAUCUUUUUCGUUUCCUCAUAACUUCAUAGGUUGGGAGAUAUCCAGCCUAAAGGCAGAAUCACUUCCUCAACUUCACUAAGGCGGAACUCCUUAGUGUGUUAUUACUGCGAUCAUCAGCAUGAGCCCGGUGUUUCAGGGACUGUAAAACAGGAGGGAGAAACUCAGAUCUAUGUUGGAAUCUAGUGGUUCCUCUGGAGAUGGAGACCUCUUUCAGACUUUUCAGUUUCUGCGUCUUUAUUUUUAUGUUUCUUGCUUACUGUUUGGGAUUAAAUCAGUGCACACUCAGGUUCAGUUAAACAUCACUUAAAUGUUUGUGUGUAUUCCACCAUCAGAAGCUCCUCAGCUCCUCUUUCUGCUGCUUCUUCCACCUCAAAUUUGAUUUUGUGCCCCUGUGGGUGCAGCUUUUGCCUCCAUGGCUGCCCGGGAGGCUUCAAGGAGCUUGACAGACAGAGAGGAGAAAGAGGAGGCUCCACCCCUGCUUUAGAGGAGGCGGUGCAGACGGUAAAACCAGAGCUGGAGUUUGCUCUCGCGUGACCCCGCUACUGCCCAGCUGACUUACAUGUAGAUCAGAGCAGGAAGUAAAGCCACAGCUUAGGGUCAUCAGGUCCUCAGCAUUUAUUUUAGGAAAGUUUCCAGCCUGCUGAAGGGAGAAACCUGCUCCAGAAUCUAAAAUCCAUGCUUCAGUGUCCAAAGUUGGAAGACUGAAACUGCCAGAAAAGGGAAAAAAAAUUAUCAAAAUAACAAUAAAUAAUAGAUAAUAGAUAAUUAAAAAACAAAAUAAUUGCAAUAUAUAUGUGUAUAUGUAUAUGUAUGUAUAUGUGUGCGUAUUCUAAUUCAUUAUUCAUUGUUGCAAAAAGGGGGCUGUACUUCAAAAGGUUAUGUAAAUAAAAGAAAAAAGGGAAGAAAAUCUAAAUUUAAACAGGAAGGUAAAUAAAUGCAGGUAUUAUUUAAAAUGAAACGCAUACAGGAGCAAACCAAAUCGGAAGCAGUCAUUUAUGUGAAAUUUGAUAAAUUAAUUAAUAGCCAUGAAUGUUUUUUUAAUUUUUUGUUGUUGUUGCAUUUAUAUUUGUUAUUUAUAUAUUCAUUAACACAUUUAUUUUUUUUAUUUUAGUACUUUUGGUCCUCCAUAAGAAAAUCUUAAUGCCAUCCUGUUUGUUUUUCAUAUUGCAGGACAAAAGAAUUGUAUUACAAAAAUAGAGAUAAACAAGCUUCAAUGGACAAACCAAUAAAAUAAACACAAAAGUAAAAUAGUGAAUAAGUGAAUUAACACCUAAAAUGUCAAUUAGUAUAUUUUUUAUGAAUAAGCUGUUGCAUAUAUAUAUUUUAUUACUUCAUUCUUUCUUGUGUUUUUAUUUUGGCAGCUUCAGGCCUCCAUAUAUUUUAGCCAUAGUGAGGAGAAAAUUGUCCUUCUCAGUGUUGGUGCCGCUAACAGAGCUUCUAAAAUAGCCCAGGCUCUGCUGUAAGAGUAAAUAAUAAACACGUGGUUUAACACUCCGGCUCCUGUGAGGUCUCCGCACCGUGUUUCCCCAUCAUCCUUUGCUGCUGCCGCUGGCCGGUGUUCAGUGUGUGCCUGUGUGUGUGGAGCGGAGAUCGCUCAGAGUGCAGCGGAGGACGGUGCGGUGGCUGUCCGGUCCGGUGUUUACUGUCGGCGGGUUAAAGUGUGAGCGGAGGUCCGGAUCUUCAGCUGGAAAUUCAGCGACAUUUGGAGCACAAGUGAAGCGGGUUUGAGGAGCGAGAGGCCCGGCUGGCUGCUGCGCGGCGCUGCGGGGGAUGUGCGCACACAAUGGGAGACGGUCCGGGACUCGAACAGCGUCUCCCCGCCCGGUUUGGUUUGUAAAGACACCGGAGCUGGAGCCGGGACUCAGCGCGGAGUGAGGACCUCCUCUGACCGGGCAGGACGCCUAAGACACCGGGAGGAGCUCAGCUGCGAGCCCCGUGGGAGCCGCGGAGGACGCGCCUGUGUGUCGUGAAUCCCGCUGGGAUGAACCCAGAGUGUCUCCUGCGUUCCAAACCGCUGUUUACACAUCUGGAUGAAGAGGGAAGCCUGGGUUUGGAGCUGGUUUAUGGAGUUAAUGCAUGUUAGUUUACUGGAUUUACCCGCAGACCCAUCAGCAGCCUGCAGAGGUUAGUGCUCAGAGGAUAAAACUAAAGGAGCAGUUCACAGUUUCUCUUUGAAUCCGAAUAUUUUAAAGUAAAGGAGCAGUUCACAGUUUCUCACAUGAGCUUUGAAGGAGGCGAUGUACCUGCUGGACAGUAGCAGCUCUGAGAGGAUGGAGAGAGGAGCUCCUCAGAGAAAGACUGUGUACCGGAUCUCCCUCACGCUGGUGAAGAGGGAGAGCUUAGAGGAUGAGGACUCAGUGCCCCGGCGGGCAGAGAACCCAAAGGUGGGCGCCUUCAGGCGUGAGGGGUCGGCAGAGGUGCAGCGGGGAGGUCUGCUGGAGCAGCUGAAGGAGGUGGAGGACGAGUCGGAGGAUUUCUCCUCUUCCCACGGCUACAUGCGGAACUUUAGGACGUUCAGCACGGGCCAGCUGGAGCUCGGCAGGCUGAAGAUCUGCCGGAAGCAGCUGCUGCAGCGGGGCGCCAAGGCCACCAGUCCGCUGGCGGAGCCCGGGCAGGAGGACGGCGGCGAGCGGGAGGUGGAGGAAGCACCACAGGCGCUGGUGGAGAACGGUGGUGUUGGCGAGAAGAAGAAGAAGCUCCUGAAGGCGAAGAGCGUGGAGGAGCAGAGCUCGGAGCCCAUGAGCAGCGUCGGGAAGCUGGCCCACUCUAAAAGUAACGGGGCGCCGUCCACAGAAGGCCCCCCGGAGACUCCACCUCCUCUGAAGCGCCCACCCGGUCUGCUGCGCCGCAGCUUCAGCUUCAGGCACUGGAGCGGUGGCGAGCUGCUGCGCCUGCGGGCACUCUCCAAAGACAAACACCACAGCAGCUCCGGCUGCAUUGGCCAGGACGCCGCAAAGAAUGACGAGCCGGCUGCGCCGCUCCCCACAGCCCGCCUCCUCGACCCCACCAGAGAGAAGAGCAGGACACUGGAGGUCGGCGCUGUCCUCAACAAGACAGACUCCAUGUCCGAGCUGAGCCGCUGGGAGAGGGCGCAAGGCAGCAAGAACCGCACACUGGACAACAGCGACCUGCUCCGGCUGGCGGAAGAGAAGGACGCUGCCGGGGCAGCAGGUGGAGGCUUCCUGCUGCGGGGAGGUGGGGGACGCUCCAGCGAGCGGCGCCUGGUUCGCUUCUUCAGCGGGAUCUUCUCCAGGAGGGACGGUGCUUCCACGUCCACGCCGGUGGGGAGCCCUAGCACCAACAGGUCGCUGCGCCGCAGCCGGAGGACAGCGCUGUCGCAGUCCAGCACGGAGAGCAUGAACGGAGGCAGCGCUGACGAUGCGUUUGUAAACAGUCAGGAGUGGACGCUGAGUCGGACGGUGCCCGAGCUUAAAGUGGGCAUUGUGGGUAAUCUGGCCAGUGGUAAGUCAGCGCUGGUCCACAGAUACCUGACGGGAACGUAUGUCCAGGAGGAGUCACCAGAGGCUGACGUGGAUGCAGGCGGGCGCUUUAAGAAGGAGAUUGUAGUGGACGGUCAGAGUCACCUGCUGCUCAUCAGAGAUGAAGGAGGCCCCCCGGAGGCACAGUUUGCGUUAUGGGUGGACGCAGUCAUCUUUGUCUUCAGUCUGGAGGACGAGAUCAGCUUUCAGACUGUUUAUCACUACUUCAGCCGCCUCGCCAACUACAGGAACACCGCUGACCUGCCGCUGGUGCUUGUCGGCACACAAGACGCCAUCAGCUCGUCCAACCCGAGGGUGAUCGACGAUACCCGGGCCAGGAAGCUCUCCAACGACCUCAAACGAUGCACCUACUAUGAAACCUGCGCCACCUACGGCCUCAACGUGGAGCGAGUCUUCCAGGAUGUUGCCCAGAAGAUCGUGGCCACCAGGAAGAAACAGCAGUUGUCCAUCGGGCCUUGCAAGUCACUCCCCAACUCCCCGAGUCACUCGUCUGUCUGCGCCACACAAGUGUCAGCCGUCCACAUCAGCCAGACGAGUAAUGGUGGCGGCAGUUUGAGCGACUACUCGUCAUCUGUGCCGUCAACACCGAGCACCAGCCAGAAGGAGCUCCGUAUCGACGUCCCGCAGACCACCAACACGCCAACACCCGUCCGCAAGCAGUCUAAACGCCGCUCCAACCUCUUCACCUCGAGAAAGGCGAACGAGGCGGACAAGGACAAGAAGGGCCUGGAGGCUCGAGCCGACAGCAUCGGCAGCGGGCGAGCCAUCCCCAUCAAACAGGGCAUGCUGCUGAAGAGGAGCGGUAAAUCCCUCAACAAGGAGUGGAAGAAGAAGUACGUGACGUUGUGUGACAACGGUCUGCUCACCUAUCACCCGAGCCUACACGACUACAUGCAGAACGUCCACGGGAAGGAAAUCGACCUGCUCAGGACCACAGUGAAGGUCCCGGGGAAGAGGCCACCGCGCGCCGUAUCCACCUGCGCCGCCAUGCCGAGCCCCAAAACCAACGGCCUGACGAAGGACAUGAGCAGCCUGCAGCUCGGACAGACUUCAGGCUCGGUGACUAGCAGCUCGUCGGUGUCGCAGAUGGCGAGCGGCGUCAGCUUGGUGUCCUUCAACAGCCGCGGCACGGAGGGGAUGCACCAGCGCUCGUACUCCGUCUCCAGCGCCGAUCAGUGGACCGAGGCCACCGUCAUCGCCAACUCUGGAGUCAGCACAGACACAGGCCUGGGAGACUCCGUCUGCUCCAGUCCCAGCAUCUCCAGCACCACCAGUCCAAAGAUGGAGCCGCCGCCAUCGCCGCACGCCAACCGCAAGAAGCACCGGCGGAAGAAGAGCACCAGUAACUUCAAAGCCGACGGCCUCUCUGGUACUGCGGAAGAACAAGAGGAGAACUUUGAGUUCACCAUCGUGUCGCUGACGGGGCAGACGUGGCACUUUGAAGCCACUUCCUACGAGGAGCGCGAUGCCUGGGUUCAGGUCAUCGAGAGCCAGAUCCUGGCGAGUCUGCAGUCCUGCGAGAGCAGCAAGAACAAGUCUCGUCUGACAAGCCAGACAGAGGCGAUGGCUCUGCAGUCGAUCCGAAGCAUUCGAGGGAACGGUCGCUGUGCCGACUGCGACACACCGAACCCGGACUGGGCAAGUCUGAAUCUUGGGGCCCUGAUCUGCAUUGAGUGCUCGGGAAUCCACAGGAACCUGGGCACUCACCUGUCCAGGGUUCGCUCUCUAGACCUGGAUGAGUGGCCGCUGGAGCUCAUCAAGGUGAUGUCGGCCAUUGGCAACGAGUUGGCCAACAGCGUGUGGGAGGCCAACGCUCAGGGACGCCUUAAACCUGGACCGGACGCCAGCAGGGAGGAGCGUGAGCGCUGGAUCCGGGCAAAGUACGAGCAGCGUCUCUUUCUGGCGUCGCUGCCCUGCACUGAUCUCCCACUGGGCCAGCAGCUGCUGAGGGCAACCGCCGAGGAGGAUCUACGUGCAGUCGUGCUCCUGCUUGCUCACGGGUCCCGACAGCAGGUCAACGAGACCUGCGGAGAAGGAGAUGGACGCAACGCGCUGCACCUGGCCAGCCACAAGGGCAACGUGGUCAUCACGCAGCUCCUUAUCUGGUACGGUGUGGACUUGAUGGCAAGGGACGCCCAUGGCAACAGUGCAAUGGCAUAUGCUCGCCAGGCCAGCUGUCAGGAGUGUGUGGACACGCUGGCUCAGUAUGGCUGCCCAGAUGAACGCAACCCCCUAAUGGCCACACCCAACCUUUCACGCCGCAACACCAAUCGUAACAACAGCUGCAGCAGCGCCGGCAGUGCCGCGCUCAUAUGACCAGACAGUUUCCUGUGAUGACUCUGAGAAAAAUAAACAAACUUCGAUUUGGGAGUAUCCUGAACGUUUUAUUUUGGGAACCACUACUUUAGCUUUGCCCACUUCACCUGACAACCACCAGUAAACUGAUCACAGGUCAGUGGUGACGCUGCGGCCAGGCGUCUGUUUGGGAGAAGAAGUCUAAAGCAUGUUGGGAAACAUAGCCCACGAUCAUCAAAGCAUUUUGGGAAAUGGUCACACGACUUGUGCAGGUCAAUGAGUUAUAUUGUACCUCGUCACACAGCCUCAGAUUUCACACUACAAAGGCCAGUUCCCGCUCAGACUCAACAACAAACUGAACUGAAAGCAUAUCAUCUUCUGUCCACAACCUGAAACUGUGAGAUCAAAUCAAUGAGAAGGAAACUCAAGUCUUCGUAUCUUCUUUGAGGCAGCCACCCAUCAACAUCAUCUUCACUGCAAAUCUCUCGAGGAUUCUUUACGACCUCUUCACCUUCUUUCAGCUGUCAUUUUUUUAAAUUUUCUGCAAACCAACCGGCUUUACACAUUUUUGUUCUUUUUUUUUUUAAUGUGAAAAAAAUCUUGAUGUUAAAAAAAUAUAUCAGCUUAGAGGUAAAACAUAAGUGUGAUAGAUCGCAUGUCCUAGACACUUUUUCUACUUUAAUUUAAGGCAUUUUUCUCGACUGUGUAUAUUGUAUCUCGAUGUGCAUUGCUGGACCAAUGGUAAAAAAUGCUAACAGGGGAAGGGUUUUUGUUUUUCCUUUUUUUUUAAGCUAUCGGGUGUAUAAAGUCAUUAAGUGUACAGAAGCUCUUGCCAGGCUCAGGGACUGGGGACUGUCGAUCGUCAGCGCUCAUUGUCUUUUUUCCCAGCGAGUUCUUUAGAUGAAACAACCUGUUUUCACUUCACUUACUUCCGACUACAUUCAGCACUCAAGUUGCUCAAAAUUGCUGGCUUCACUUAAUUGGUUGGAUGCCUAAGGCAUCGAACCAAAAGAUCGAUUGGUGGCCCUCUGGCAGCCACUGGUCACUGGUUGGCAACUGGUCGCUAAAGGUUGCUGGCAGUCACUAGGUGGUUGCAAAGAGGUGUACAGUACUGUACUGAAAACCUUCUUGCAAUUGCUUGGAAGACUCUCCUUGUCUGCAAACACUGACCAAUUACUUGCCCAAGCGAUAGUAAAACUGCAAAGGGUGCGACAAAAGCUGGAAAUGGGGACCAUUCAGCUUCAACGUAAAAGUUGCACUUUUUUGAAACAUGUUCGUUGCAUUAUUCAUUAAUCACCAUAAGAGCAAAGUGGUCGAUCGAGCGGUUGAACAUUUUUCUGUAUGUUGCCGAUAGUUUGUGGCAUAAGUUGGUUUAUAAAUUUGGUUUGCCAUCCACAUCCUGGCUCAGCUGGGAAUUAACCUGCUGAUGAGCAUCUAUAUGUAGAAUUUCAAACCUUUUCUUAUGCUGAAGGUUUUAUCGUCUGAACUGAGUGAACUGUAAGCAUCUUAAACCCAAACCUGGUUUACAUCCUGAUGAAAAAGCAUUUAAUCUGAACUCUGUCCCUGAAGUUAAUUUUAUUAAUGGAAAAAAAUGGAAAAGAUACAGAAGCAGCUGUCGGAGCAAAAAAGGGAAAUUAUUGUCUUCAGGUGUUUUUGUUUUGGUUUUUUUGGGGGGGGUUUUAAUGUUUGCUAUCUAUCCAGACACAAUGAUGGGGAGACGGUUGGUGGCCCCUGCCAUCACCGCCACUUUUUUAUCUAUCCCGUCCAAUCAGGCAGUCUCCCUGAUCUGCUCAGCGAAUCACUAAGAAGGGCUUCUUUUUCUUCUUCUCUGGUCUGAAAACGUCUUUGUUGUAAAUAAUCCUCCUCUCUUUCUCUGUUGCUUUCUCUCUUUCAUUCGAAGCAUCAUGUAAAUUAGAGAACACAGUAAGUACUUAGAGUAUGUGAGGUUGCAGAGUGGAAGUGGUUUAUUCUAAUGUGUUAUGGUAUGGUUUUGGCUCUGUGCUGAACCAUGAAGAAACCAGGAAGAAAAACUUUUGCAGGUGUCUAAACCUGUGGUUCCCAACAUGAGAAUCUUUACAGACUAAAGGGUCAACGGACGGUUUACAGCAAAGGAAAUUAGAAAAUACAGAUCCAAGUUGCUUUUUUAAUGAGAAAGAACAAACCCAAAGGGAAGCUUAUAAAACGUCUACAUCUUCUCAAAUUUAGGUCUACCCUGACUUUAACAAAUGUGGUAAAAAUUAAGUUAAGACGCAGUAUAAAAGUGUUGAGUUUACUUUUGGGGGCAUUUGGGGCCACAAUAGCACUAGAUGUGGUUGAGUUUGAGUCAGGCUCAAAUCUGAUUAUUUAAUGAGCACAUGGACAAAGUCAAGCUGGACAGCGGACAGCAUACAUUAAGACUACCCUGAAUGUUUAUGGAUGUGUUUACAUUUGUCCAAUUGGUCUGCAUGGCCAUUAACUGUUAGACAAGAUGAAGUUUACUUCAUACUAGCCCUUAUAUUUUAAAAUCACCAUGAGCUAGAAAUGUUGGGAACCACUGGCACAAAGGUCCAUUUGGAUUAAAUGAUAGGGUUGCAGGUUGAUUUCAGGUGUUUUAAAAACACCUUUCUUAAUCCUGGUGAUAUAGAUUUUUCCGUUGGUUGUUGAAAUGUGUAGAAUGAAGGCCUUCAGGUGAAGAUAGUUGGGGAACUAGUUUCCCAAACUCAACAUUUAUGUGAUGAUUCAGACAGUAUGCUGCUCCUCAGCUCAGAUCUUCAACUUUCUCCUGUUUCGCCCUCUAAUGUAAAUGUUGCUGCAGCGGUUGAGUAGCAGCUCUCAACCCGACUGUGUAUCCAAGCAAUAUUCAUAAAAACCUUCACGCUCACAUCCUAACUUUGUAUGCUAACAUCGCUUUAAUAUUCACAUGAAAACACAAAAACACACUGUAGAAAUGGAAGAAGGAUCAAAAAGCAAGAAACAAAUGUUUUUCUAUCAACAUGAACACAUUUGUCCUCCUUUUGCCUUUUUUGUUUUUGCACGCCUGCCUUGAUGUUCCUAAUUUUUGUUGUUGCUAUAUGUGUCACGCUCCAUUUUCCUUACCAGCCAUUUUCAAGACACCAUUCUAUUUCCUGUAAAUGACAAACCAAGACUAUUAUUUUUAUUGGAUGAUUUUAGUUUGUUUUCAUAUCUGACCCAUCCCACAGCUGUCCAGAAACAGGACAGGGAAAAAAGACGUCCAUUUAUUUAUGACAGAAAUGCACUAAUUUACUGCUUUAUUUCAUCUAUCUUAAACACAACUCUUCUACCAUCUUCCUUUAUGUUCUGUCAGUAACUGACAUUGGCUUUUUCUAAGCGGUGGCGGCUUCAGGUUGUUUUCUUUAGAAUAAAAUUGUAUUUAUUUUAUUUUAAAAUCGUGUGAGCAGAAAAAUUUGAAUUGUAAUUAAUAAUAAUGCUAACUGUAGAUAGUAGUAAACAAACUAACGAGAGCAUUGCGCUAGAGUUUCCGUUUACAAGCGCUUGUUAAUGCAACUAGAGAUCAGUUAGCUGGUGAUAGCUAAUAGAGAGGAGGUGAACAUUAGUUGUCACUUUGCUGCAGAUUUAUGCUCAUUCAGGUUUGAGACUCAAAGCUAAAAUCGAAAAAUUGCUGAGUCAUCUGUCACCUAAGCUAACACCUAGCAGUGAGCAAGCCAGCAUUGUUUUAGGUUAACAGUGCAUUUCCCCUUUUAAAUAUUAAUCAAAUAAAUAGUGAAAUAGGAAUAGAGAAUCGAAACAUCGAGGCUCAUAAGCUGUAGAUAAGUUAACUGAACUAAGCUAAGUGAGGGGAAGAGGGGCAUAAGCUAAACUUCCCACCAUAAAAAUGCAAACUGUGACAAACAUUGUUUUAAAAAAGAUUUUCCCAGCUUCCAAGUAAACAAUCUAAGUCAGUCAUCUGCUUUCCAUUAGAAGUUUAGCAGAACAUGAAAACAAUAUGUGGAUAAUAGAAACAUGGUGUGAAGAGCAGCUAGCUAAACUCUGCUAGCAGAGCAUAUGGGGUGCUGUAUCUCCUUGAAUAUGAAGACUUGACUCUUCACAGAUGUUUCUGUUGUUCCGUUCACAUUUUCUUAGUCUCAUAAUUGAGGAGAAAACAUAGAAAAUAUCUGUUUUUGUGUAUAUUUUGAAGCUAAAACAUGCUGUGAAGCUCCAGCUAGCGGUCAGUUAGCUCAGUGGCCAGUAGCAUGGCGCAAUAUGUUUCCUAGCCUAGGAUCUUUCGGCUGAAGCCGCCUGCGUGUAGAUAAAUUAUGUCAUGGUAACUGCGUUAAUAUGUCUGCACUGCUCUCGCCACCGCCAACACUUGUACAUAGACAUCAACAGAACGAAGAAAUAAUAUGGUCAAUGUCUAGUUGUGUUACCUCAUGUAGCCUCCUUAACCCCACCCAACUGGGCUGUCCACUACAUUAUUUAUAAAUGCACCCCUCGAGGAAGACUCGGCCCCCUUAAACCUACAUUUUUGUAUAAUUUUCUCCAUCCACUUUUUAUUAUUGUUGUUCUGAUUUAUCAUCCAGACACAUUAUUGUUCUUAUUGUCACUGUUAAUCUAAUAAUUAUUAUUAUUGUUGUUGAUGUUGUUGUUAUUAUUGUUAUUGAAUUUUUGUUUGAUGUACAGUACCGUUGUAUGAAAAUUCUACCUAAUACAGAGUCUUCUACUGUAAUGUGUCUCUUUUCAAUAAAGACAAGAAUAAUGCUUCUUAUUAUAACU